AUGUGCGGUACGCAAGACCAGCUCAAUCAUCUCAAGCAACGACCCUUGGGUCGCAAACAAGACGCUCGCAAUCAUUCAUCACCAGUGAGCAAUUCAAGAAUGGCACAUCCAGCAAGAUCUACAAAACACCGCGCUGGCUACACAGGGGCGAUGCGUCGGUCGCCAAAGAGUCUGCAGCCGGUUGUCAGCUGGUACUCGGACUUUCUUGAGGAAAAGUGCGCUGAACAUGAACGCCUGGCUGCCAUGAGUGUAGAUGCUGAACAGGGGUUCCUCAGGCCUGUAUUCAGACCUGUGACUCGCGCGCCGGUACCAGCGCCAUCACCCAUCUUUCCAAUCCCCUAUCACAAAGUCGGCCCAUUGCAGCCCAUCUCGCCAACCAAGAAGCGUACUCCUGCGGAAUACUGGUCAAAUCAGCAUAGCGUGUCUUACUGGAGUACCUGGCAAUCACAUCCAGGGCUGAUAGCUCCGUCAAGGCUCAUCAACCAAACUCCAACAACCCGAACUACAAUUUGA
Messenger RNA from Protomyces lactucae-debilis, 513 nucleotides. RefSeq lists its product as uncharacterized. NCBI's taxonomy places the organism in Eukaryota, Fungi, Ascomycota, Taphrinomycetes, Taphrinales, Protomycetaceae. The record is from RefSeq and is a predicted model, not a curated record. The transcript has a single exon. Bases 1 to 513 code for a protein of 170 amino acids.